Messenger RNA from Arachis ipaensis, 2220 nucleotides. NCBI's taxonomy places the organism in Eukaryota, Viridiplantae, Streptophyta, Magnoliopsida, Fabales, Fabaceae. The record is from RefSeq and is a predicted model, not a curated record.
AACAAUACCUCUUUCUUUUCGCUCUCUUGUUUGAAGUUGAAAGAAGCCUCAACGAAACGAAAAGCUCGACGUAACACGCUGCUCUGCGCCUCUCUCUUUAUCAUUCUCUCACUCACCUUCUCCUAUGUCUCAACUCUGAAACUCUCUGCCGGCGGUGAAACUCGUUCCUCCAGCGUUGGCCAUCGCUCCUUUGUCUCCUCUCACUGCUCGCAGUAAGCCCCGCCUCAAACUCCUCUUUCAGGAGGUGUUGCAAGUGAUGAUGAUGAUCAUGGUCAUGGCCUCCAAAAUCAACUUUAGAUGUCACUUUAAUUUAGUAGACAUGGAAGGCAGCAGCAGCAAUGGUGGUAGCGGGAAACGCGAGGAAAUUGUGGACGUUGGAUCGGUUGUUGAAGCUGUUACUGCAGAGGAAGGUGAUGCUCCCCUCUACAACGUUGAGAGCCUCUGCAUGCGUUGCGGUGAAAAUGGGAUUACAAGAUUCUUACUCACCUUAAUUCCUCACUUCAGAAAGAUUUUGUUGUCAGCUUUUGAGUGUCCUCAUUGUGGUGAGAGGAACAAUGAAGUACAGUUUGCUGGUGAAAUUCAACCGCGUGGUUGCUGUUACACUCUGCAGAUCCCAUCUGACAAUCCAAAGAUGCUUGACAGACAAGUGGUAAAAUCAGAAUCUGCUACCAUUAAGAUUCCAGAGUUGGAUUUUGAGAUUCCACCAGAGGCUCAGCGUGGUAGUCUUUCAACGGUACUUUUGAUACUAAUGCGAGCUGCUGAUGAGCUUCAGGCCCUUCAAGAGGAGCGCAGGAAAGUGUCUCCAGAGACAGCUGAAGCCAUUGAUCAGUUCUUGGUGAAAUUGCGAGCCUGUGCUACUGGAGAGUCAGCCUUCACAUUUAUUCUUGAUGAUCCUGCUGGAAACAGCUUUGUUGAAAAUCCGUUUGCACCAUCAUCUGAUCCAUCAUUGACCAUCAAGUUUUAUGACCGAACCCCUGAGCAACAAGCAUUGUUGGGAUAUCUUGUUGAUUCUACACAGAUUGAAGGAACUCGCAAUGAAGCACAAGCAGGGGGAAAUGCUGUGGUUACUGAUCAAGUGAGGGGAGAGCCACAUGGAUCUGUAGGGGCAACUGCUGGUCAUCGAGCCAUUGCACAGAGUAGUAGUUCAGAAAUUGCGGAAGCCUUAUUUCGAUACACUGCACCGGAAGAGGUGAUGACUUUCCCUUCAACUUGUGGUGCUUGUGCCACUAAGUGUGAGACUAGAAUGUUUGUCACCAAUAUUCCAUACUUUCAAGAAGUAAUCGUAAUGGCAUCCACAUGUGACUCUUGUGGCUACCGCAACUCCGAGUUAAAACCAGGUGGACGAAUUUCUGAAAAAGGCAAAAGAAUUUCACUUCAUGUGAAAAAUGUUAACGACUUAAAUCGUGAUGUAAUCAAGUCUGAUACUGCAAGUGUAAAAAUUCCUGAACUUGAAUUGGAAUUGGCAAGUGGCACCCUUGGGGGUUUGGUUUCAACUGUUGAAGGUUUGAUUACAAAAAUUAACGAAAGCCUUCAGAGGGUCCAUGGAUUUACUUUCGGUGAUAGUUUGGAUGAAAAUAGAAAAAGCAAGUGGCUAGAUUUUAAAGAAAAGCUAGACAAGCUUCUUAGCUUGGAAAAACCUUGGACUUUAAUUCUUGAUGAUGCAUUAGCCAAUUCCUUUAUAGCACCUGCAACUGAUGAUUUAAAAGACGACAAUCAAUUAACGUUUGAGGAGUAUGAGAGGUCAUGGGAGCAAAAUGAAGAAUUAGGCUUGAAUGAUAUGGAUACUUCUGCUGCCGAUGUUGCUUACGAAUCAGCAAAUAAUACUAAAGUUGAAUGAACACUGUAAACCGCCUCCUCUCCUCUCAUCCUGGUGGCUGCCGGAACCACCCUAAUUAAUUGAAGAGAAGAUGGAAGAAUUGUUGUGCCAGAUGAAGGAAACCAAAAAAGGAAGAAAAAUUGGUUCUUUGAUCCUCAUGUACUAGCGCUUUAUUAUUAUUAUUAUUAUUAUUAUUAUUUUAAAAUGCAUGCAAUCUUGCUGUUUUUCAUACUUUUGAUAUGUUUUAUGAGAGAUGUAAUCUUUAUAUAAAUUUGGUAAGCAUUUCUGGUGUUUGUUUUAAGAGUUUAAUUUUGAUGCAGUGACAGUGUAAAAUAUUUUAGGGUCAUGUAAUUAAAUCUAGUUUUUUGGAUGAUUAUUCAAUGUAAAAAGUUUUUUUUUGUUGA